AUGGACGUUUCAACAGGACUCGGCACCGUCUCACACAGCUCGAGUGAACCAAGAAUGGCUAAAAAACAACGUUCCGAAUUUCAUAACGUCCACACAAUGGCUCUCAAUUCGCCAGAUGCAAAUGCAAUGGAUUAUUCUCUUUGGGCCAUUUUGGAGAGCAAAGUACGAACUAAAAGAUACACCAGUUUUGGGACGAUAAAGAAAGCCAUUGUCCGCGAGUGGGCCAAAAUACCUGCUAGUAACAUUCGGGCAACUUGCGAUUCGUUUUUGGACCGUCUCAAGGCUGUAGUCAAGGCAAAAGGUUGCCAUAUCGAACAAAAGUGA
This is a messenger RNA of Belonocnema kinseyi, 324 nucleotides long. RefSeq lists its product as uncharacterized. Gene Ontology annotation, molecular function: nucleic acid binding. The transcript has a single exon. The coding region runs from base 1 to 324 and encodes 107 amino acids. The record is from RefSeq and is a predicted model, not a curated record. NCBI's taxonomy places the organism in Eukaryota, Metazoa, Arthropoda, Insecta, Hymenoptera, Cynipidae.